AUGUCCGCCUCAGUGCCAGCGGAUCUUCGUAACCUCCGCGCGUGUCUCCUCUGCUCACUCAUCAAAUCGGUCGACGCUUUUCAGAAGGACGGAUGUGAGAAUUGCGAUGGGGUGCUUCAUUUGAAGGGAGACGAGGAGAAGGUCUAUGAUUGUACCAGCGCCAACUACGACGGUAUGAUCGCGGCGAUGUCAAACGACGAUUCGUGGGUGUGCAAAUGGCAAAAAAUGCAGAGAAAAGUGAAGGGAAUGUACGCGAUCAGCGUGUCGGGAUCUCUCCCAUCGAACGUCGUCAGCGAUCUGAAGAGUGUCGGAAUUCGAUACAAACCGAAUCAACGCGACUACUCGAUUCAAGCGAAGAAGUGA
This is a messenger RNA of Caenorhabditis remanei, 363 nucleotides long. RefSeq lists its product as uncharacterized. The transcript has 2 exons. Gene Ontology annotation, biological process: chromatin organization; mRNA processing; regulation of transcription elongation by RNA polymerase II. Gene Ontology annotation, molecular function: RNA polymerase II complex binding; zinc ion binding. NCBI's taxonomy places the organism in Eukaryota, Metazoa, Nematoda, Chromadorea, Rhabditida, Rhabditidae. The coding region runs from base 1 to 363 and encodes 120 amino acids. Gene Ontology annotation, cellular component: nucleus; DSIF complex. The record is from RefSeq and is a predicted model, not a curated record.